CGUGGGCGCGUGUCGAAGGUCACGGCGCUCACAAUGGAGCUGUCGCCGUACGCGCAGGGCGGGUGGCGGGUGCUGGGCGACCCCCGUCGCUUCCCCCGCCGCCCCUUCGCCGCGCUGCUCCGCGCCGCCUUCCGCAGCCUCCUCGAAGACCCGCAGGCUGCGCUGGACGAUCCAGACCUGAAAGAUAUUGACCCUACAGUAUUAAAACAUUGCCAUGCUGCGGCUGCAACAUGUAUUCUGGAGGCAGGGAAGCAGAAAGCUGACAUAUCUGCUAUAAGCACUUGUCUAGAAGACUGUAAACUGGAUAAAGAGAGAAUAGAACAAUUUUGCACCGAAUAUCAGAAAAACAAGGAUGCAUUGGAAAUCCUAUUGGGAAGCAUAGGUAGAUCUCCUCUCCACAUAACUGAUGUGUCUUGGCGCUUGGAAUAUCAGAUCAAGAACAAUCAACUUCAUAAAACUUAUCAGCCUUCCUACUUGGUGACCUUAAAUGUAGAGAACAGUGAUUCAGGAUCACACCCAGAUGUUAGUUUUAGUUGUACGAUGGAGCAAUUGCAGGAUUUAGUUGGAAAACUAAAAGAUGCUGCAAAAAGUCUAGAAAGAGCGACUCAGAUGUGAUUGAAGGAAGGUGUCAGCCUGCGGAGCUGAAGUACUCUCAUUCCUAAGAGUGUCUCCUAAAUGACAAAUGUCUUUCAUCUCUUGAUGCAAACUGUCCUUUUUUUUUUUUAAGUCCCUGGAUGUGAAUUAAAUGAAACAACUUUUUUACGUCCGCAUUUGGUAUUCCUUGCUCAUGUAAUUUUUUUUUUAUUAAUUCUUGUUAAGUAUUUGCUUAACUGUCACGUCAUCAAAGCAUUCCUUCUAUCUUAUUUUGUAUAUUUUUACAUUUGUCGCUGCUUAUUUUUCUCUGUUAUCUAAUAAAAGUUUAUUCGCGCCUGUUCUGCAA
This is a messenger RNA of Chiroxiphia lanceolata (lance-tailed manakin), 940 nucleotides long. It is a transcript of the gene COMMD3, whose product is annotated as COMM domain containing 3. The transcript is spliced from 8 exons. Gene Ontology annotation, biological process: sodium ion transport. The record is from RefSeq and is a predicted model, not a curated record. The coding region runs from base 34 to 615 and encodes 193 amino acids. NCBI's taxonomy places the organism in Eukaryota, Metazoa, Chordata, Aves, Passeriformes, Pipridae.